This is a messenger RNA of Lineus longissimus, 3227 nucleotides long. Its product is annotated as tropomyosin-like. The transcript has 9 exons. Lineage: Eukaryota; Metazoa; Nemertea; Pilidiophora; Heteronemertea; Lineidae. Gene Ontology annotation, molecular function: actin filament binding. The record is from RefSeq and is a predicted model, not a curated record. Gene Ontology annotation, biological process: actin filament organization; muscle contraction. Gene Ontology annotation, cellular component: actin filament. The coding region runs from base 360 to 1787 and encodes 475 amino acids.
AGCAAGUGAAGGAAGAAGACUGGAUAGAGAAAGUUGUGCUGGCGAGUGAUCACCGCCCCACCUAUGUAUAAAUUAUACGGUAAUUUAUAAUCUCCCUAAGACACUCUGCCUUUAAGAAGUUUUGCGAAAGAAUAUUUGUUGAUUUCUUCAAGUCUUCGACGCUAAGGACUAAGGAAAGUACGGGGGAAGUGGUGUUCUCCUUUGGAUCAGUGGUGCGCAUUUAAGUGGAUCGGAGCUGGUGGAUCAUAUUCCAGCAGCUACUGCAGCUGCGCGGAGCUCCACACCUUUUCUUUACGACGCCUGCGGAGGAUAUUUUCAACAACCAAAGAUUAAGCGCUGAUUAAUUGACUGUGAUUAAAAUGGAUAAAAAUGCAUCCGGAUUUUCUUACAAGGAUUGUGUAAUAAGCAUGGAUUGUUCCCAGUGUGAAAUAUGCAAAAAGAUCGAUGCGCAAAUCGAAGCCGAGGAUAAAUUAGAAUUUGACGGAGGAUUUCAAGAUGGCGGCGAAUGUCUUCUGCAUUUCGCAGCAGACGACAUUGUGGAUACAAAAGGGGCGGGAGAAGAGACAAUCAAGAAAAAAAUGAAAAAGAAAGUUCGGAAAAAGGAUCAAAGUGAUAGUUUUGAUGAUGUUACCGGUGAACUUCUCGUUAAAAAGAAAAAGAAACUUCGAACCCGGGACAGUGAGGGUAAGUUACGCAAGUGUAAGUCCACGGGUGCGCUGACAGGUGCAGACGCUACUGGGACAGAGUCGGGACCAAUUGAAGGGGAGAUAGAACACUCAGACUCAUUAAAACGCAAGAAAAAGCGCGUAAAAGUGAAAGUUGACGGCGAAGGUGGGGGCGGUGAGGGGGAAGGGGAGAAACGGGAAAGGAAAACGAAAGUUAGAAGUUCGAGGACAAAAACUGCUUCAACAAGUUCAUCUUCAAAACGACCGGAACCGGAAGGAGCUAAUGUGACUUAUGUUGAUGAGUUUGAUCGACUGUUGAACAGCAAAGAACAGCUUUUCUCGGACUACGGUUCGGCCAGUGAAGACGAAGCUACGCCACCAAGGAGACGAAGCGCUGGUUACCCCGGCAGAUUUAUUCCAUGCAUACAAAUCAACUCAAAUUCCCAAAUAAAGUAUGCCAUUAUAGGGACGGAACUUUCCAAUAUAACCAACGUCUGCCUCAAACGGAAUGAAACUGAAUUAGCUGCCCUCACCAGACGUAUCCAGCUUCUGGAGGAAGAGCUUGAUUCCACUAGCACCAGGCUACAGACAGCACAAGACAUGUUGGAUGAGGCGUCCAAGGCUGCCGAUGAGAGCGAGAGAGCUCGCAAAGUGCUAGAAAACAAGAGCAACUUGGACUAUGAGAGGAACUGUGAACUAGAGAAACUGGCCAAAUCCUACCACCAACAAGCAUCAGAAUGGGAAGUAAAAUACGAAGAGGUUGCACGUAAAAAUGUUUCCCUGGAAAUGAACUUAGCCACAAAAGAGGACCAGUGUGACGAUCGGGAGAAAAAGCUACAUGAAUCUGACUGCCAGCUCGAGUCAUUUUCAUCCAGUAUUAAGUCAUUUCAAAUUGCAAUUGACAAGUAUGCAGAAAAUGAGGAUCACUACGAAGCUGAGAUUGAAAAGAAUAAACUGUGCAUAGCAGAAUUAACCACUAAAUAUGAUGAGCUACAGAGCAAUUACAGGAAUUCCAUCAGUCAGAUAAACGAACUGGAAGACGAAAAUUCCGCAUUGAGGAAUAAGUACAAGAAGUUAGAGGAUGAGUUCAGCUCGGUGAUGGGCUCAUUGCAGGAGAUGUAAAAGGCAGACGUCCAUUGAUUUUAGGCAGAUAUUAUUAGAACGAACUUUUGGCUGAGAAGAUGAAGUACAAGGCCAUCAGCGACGAACUGGAUUGCACUUUCGCCGAGUUGGCUGGCUAUUAAUUUUCUGCCAGCGCUAUUCAGAAGAACAUUUCGUAGUUCUUUUUUACUACAGAAACAAGAAAGAACUCUUUUGUACAUCAUUACUUACGAACCAACUACUUCUAAUAAUAAUAGAGACCUACAUGUAUCAUUGCUGCACAUAUUUGAACUUGUGCGUUAUGCUAACGAUUGAGAAGUGUGCAACAAAAGGCAAGCAGCGAAGGAAAGCUCGUGAAUCUGUGCUCCUGAUGGACCUGAACAUGCAAUCACUAAACUAUAUAUAUAUAUGAUGUAUACAAUAUAUAUGCACACUAUUCGCUGGAUCAAAGACAGGAAUGCGUAUUGGGCACAAUGACGAGCUUUGCAAGAAGAGCAGUUUUGUAGAUAGACUUUUCAUUUUUUGCGCAGAUCUUGAUGGCAUGAAAAUUAAGUGGAGAAAAUUCUGUACCUAAUCUAAAAUGUAACUGAGUAACGCUGCUGCCUAUUAAAUACAUAUACACUCUGUAGCUUGACUUUCUCUUGAAUACCUGAUCGUGUAAAAUGUUACAAUGUCAAACUGUCUGGCGAUAUCUGUAGCGCAUGUUGCGUGCCAUAGUCACUGGAUAGCGGGAUAAUGGGGCUAUUCGGGGCCUGGAGAGGAGUGCUUGAAUGGUUGUGGGAUGCCCAGGAAGGACACAAGUCAGCUCUGUAUCUCGCAGAGGGACCUGAGACCAGGAAUUGUGUUUAUUUUCAUGGGGUAGUAGAACACUUCCUCCAGUGGACAGAACCAGCCGCAGGAGAUUGGUUAGGUUUCUAUCCUAAUAGAUAACACUACUUGCUUUAAUACUUUGUACCUAGUAGCUUUUUAUUUUUCCUUGCUGUAUACAUUAUUCAAUUUACCUGAAUGUAGAUUUUUUGAUAUGUUAUAUAAUUAUUUUGAUAGAUUGAUUGCCAUCAAAAUUCAAUGGUGAAUCAUGAAAAUAGUGUAGACAUUCGGUUUGACACAGUCCAUCAAGAAUACAUGUAGAUGUUGCUUAUGGAAUUGAUGGUGAAACAUGAAUAUAAUACAGCCCGCAGAAGUGUACCAGUAUGUCAAUCCCUUGGUUAUGACGGGUGGUCAGUGCGGCGAAAUUUCUAUGUAUGCUUAUUGUAAAGAUAAUUUUCUAAAAAGAAAUUUGAUAUUUUAUGGACCCUGUAGUUAUAAUUAACAUAGUAACACCGUGUAGUUGUACAACACCACCAUUGUAAUUUCGGCAAGUUUUCUUUUUAUUAACUGCCAGACUUCCAGGGUUUUCCAUCAAUAUUGUUUGAUGUACUAAAGAUGAAAAUAAAUUAAAGAGUAUAUGUAUCCAACUUAAAA